Molecule: messenger RNA, 3315 nt
Organism: Suillus clintonianus
Lineage: Eukaryota; Fungi; Basidiomycota; Agaricomycetes; Boletales; Suillaceae
Exons: 6
Coding region: 107-3001 (964 amino acids)
Molecular function (GO): protein binding; ATP hydrolysis activity
Source: RefSeq, a predicted model, not a curated record
UAGGUUAUGCACCUAAGCAGCGCAAUUUCCCACUCCGCCUUGAGGUGGGCGGAGGCGCUCGUUUGGUGACUGAAAUUUACUCCAUUCCACUACACUAACACAGGCAAUGUUUUCCAAAAAGCCAAAGGCGGGAAGGUCCAAAAAUUUGAAGACGGACUCAAAACAACCCGCUUCUGAAACCCAGGAGUUGCAGGACGACAACGUGAGCCAAUUGUUGAGUGUUACUAUAGCGGCAAUCGGCAUUACAAGAGACCUCGUUCCUAUCGACCUGGCGAGAGGUAUCCUCGGAACGGUUGCCAACAUUUUGAUUAUCGCGCAGUCGGUGAUCAAGAAUAAGUCCGAUUUUCUGGCGAUAGUCAAGAAAUGCGAAACUAUCAGGAAACGACUCGAAAGAGCGACCAAGGAUGCUACCGAAGAUGAUCUGCAAGGGUCCUUGGGGGAGGCCUUGUCUGAGCUUAACAUAUCAGUUAACCGCAUCUAUACAGAAGUGGCCUUAAAGAAGGAGCAAGGAUUUUGGAAGAGUCUCUUCUCUGUCACGAUCGAUCGCGACCAGAUCGCUGGAUGGGAGAUGGAUCUGGAUCGCGUCCUCGCACUCUUCAAUUUUGAACUGACUGCUGGCAUUGCGGUUGGUAUGAGGAAGCUACUCAAGGGUAAUGCUGCUGGUAUCACUGCUCCAAAGCAUCGCCCAACUGAGCCUCCGUCACGGCCUGCUAUGUUUUAUGGCCGCGAUGAUCUUGUGGCAGAGUUGACGAACCUCGUUGUCAAUGAUGAGCAUAUUGCAUUGAUCGGUCCGGGGGGCAUGGGAAAGAGUUCUCUUGCCAAAGCCAUCCUCAACGAGCCACUCGUCACGGAGAAAUUCACUGAUCGGCGCUUCUUCGUGGCCUACGAUGGCCUCGAUCCUUCGACCAUCACUUUCGAGACUUUUAUGACUCGUUUCGCGGGAGCCCUUGGCACAGAAAUUGCUGGUGCUGAUCCCGUGCGCCAAAUAUCUUCCUUUCUUCGUUCUGCCAGCGCCCUCAUUGUCCUCGACAAUGCUGAGACUUUCGAAGAGGCCAGUGCAUCGUCGACGCUGAGAGAGAUACCACCAGCUAUUGCUGAGAUUGCUAAUAUAUCUGGCGUCAUUCUGGUCCUCACGUCACGCAGUAGGAGGAAUGCGCCGAACGUGCAUUGGAUAACGAAGGAUAUCCCGCCGCUGGACUUGAGCUCUGCUCAACGAGUGUUCCUCCAGAUUUAUCACCACGCCAGUCGUAGCGAUGCCGAAGAAGACAUAAAAGGCCUGCUCAAGGAAUUGGAUUUUCACCCCCUUUCCAUCAAUAUACUCGCGAAUGCCGCACAGCAAAAUAGCUGGUCUCCAGCCACGCUGCUCAAGAGAUGGAAGGAUCGGCACAGCAAGGUGCUCGACGCCGGAAAGGGGAAGCUGCAAAGCUUGUCAGACACCAUGGAGCUGUCACUCAGCUCGCCGUCGGUCCUUGAUCUCGGAGCGGACGGUCGUCGUGCUUUAGCGAUUAUCGCAUUCUUGCCCCAGGGUCUCAACGAGGACCUGGCUAGUGAUUUGUUGCCAUCGCUUCCGCAAGUCGAUGCUAUAUGCGAUGUUCUAUGCAUGCAAUCACUUGUUUAUCGCCAAGACAAGUUCAUCAAGAUGCUCGCACCCAUUCGACAUUAUGUGCAAGAUUCAUUGCCCCCACCUGACUCCGCGUGUUUGCAAGAGAUAUAUGCGUUGUACGAUGACGUCAUCGACUGCUGUUCAAAUGAUCGUGAUCAGUAUGCUGAUAUCAUUAUCUCGGAUCACCUAAACAUCGAACACGUAGUUGCUUUCAAACUUGCCCACGUCCCAGAUGGCACAGGAGAGAUCUAUGACGUUUGCUGGCGGUUUUUGUGGUGCUUGGAGAUGCAUCUGCCUCGUCCGACUACCCUUACCCUCGCUAUUUCUAACAUCGUCGAGAACUCCUCCACGUGGAUGCUAAAAGCAUGCUGUUUGUCAACUCUCGGGGAGCUCUACAGUACACUUUCUCAGCUCGCUGAAGCAGUACGGGCCUUUCAAGCUGCCGAGGCACUCUACCUCGCCGUCGACGACCUCGAGAGCAUGGCGUAUUGUCUUACAAGCCGUGCAGACAAGCUGAAAUGUCAAGGUCGCUAUAUUCAAUCCCAGAAUCUCUUAGAGGAUCUUCAGCACUCCGACUCUUGGAAGUCACUCAGCGAACAUAGGAAAGCCGAAGCUUGGCGCGCCUUGGAUAGAGUCCGGAUGUACACAUUCACAGUGUCUGCGGAUCAAUUAUUUGUGAAACCCUCAGAAGAUCGUGUCUGGGACUUGCGAUCCAAGAUUUGGCACUGGCGGGCCAAAUUGUAUCAUGGGGCAGACACUGUCCAGGUGCACACACACUUAGAUGACCUGAUCCCGCAAUGCACCGGAGAUGUCUUCGACCGCAGGGACGUACUUGAGGGGCUUGCAGAAGCUGCAUUUUGCGAGGACAAGUUAUCUGACGCAAUGGAUAAUCUACAGAAAAUCGUAGACAUGUUCGAGGGAGGACAUUCGGGCGAUGCUUACUGGUUCACCGUCCGGAAGGCUGUUGUCCUGAGCAAGCAGGGGAAUUAUGACCUUGCGAGGGAGCUCAUCCACAAAUCCUCAGGAUCCUUCCAAUUUUUGGCGCUGUGUAAUGCACAUACAUUCCUCCAACAAUCAUAUAGCUCAGCAUGUAUAGAGCUCACCGCAGGCGAGUACGACAGGGCUGCGUCUCAUUUCACCGCCACAAUCGAAGGUUGCAAUAUACAAGGCAACCUAGAUAUCAAGGCACACAGCAUCCGUGGACUGGGCGAGGUUGCCUUUGCAUAUGAUAACUUUACUUUAGCUGCAGGGCGCUUCGCGGAGACACGGGCUUUGUGCACUGAGAUGGGAGUGAGUGCGCGAAAUUUGUACAGUUGCUUCCCGUUCGAUGCUUUGCCGGACAGAUUCAAAGGAUGGGAGUUGUUUUUGGAGGGUCGGUCACCAUUUGUGAAUAUUUAGAUAUCGAUCAUGAUAUGAUACAGUAAGUUACCGUUGUACACCAAGUUGUAACUUCAUUGUAUCUCGUACGAUUUACCCGGAGCAGUUGAUAACCUCGUAUUCAUGGCAUAACAUUAACCACACGGCCGGUCCACAUCAGGUCGCAGGGAAGAUCCCAUUCAUUUCCGAUACCGAAAUCAGUUGUGCUUCAGGGCAGACUGAUGAAUGUUCAUCGAAGCCCCGACUCUUCAAGUUGUCAACGCAUCCAUCUGCCAGUGUUAUAGCCAACAUCUAUAGUUGUCUGCCAGUGUGCAAGGAUGGCGAAGGCACCAUUG